CACCUUCUGCGUGUAUAAAUAAAUCCCUAAUCCCUUCGUCUUCGUCUUCAUCGUGUCUCGUCAACUGGGUUUCUCCCCCUUGUAAAUCUUCACCCUCAUUCGUUUCGGUUGAGAUGGGAACCCCUCUUCGAUUUCUGCUGCUUCCUCUGUUGGUAUCGUCGGUUUUUAUAUCCUUGGCCUCGUGCGAGGAAAGCGACGAUGGAAUCUUGAGAAUCGGAUUGAGGAAGAUCAGACAGGACUGGAAUAACGGGCUGGCCGCCCGGCUUGGUUCGAAGAACAGGGCACCUCCUCUUGAAGGUUAUCGCCCAAGCAAUGGAGAUUCCGGAAUUAUCGCGCUGAAAAACUACUUGGAUGCUCAAUACUAUGGUGAGAUUGCCAUUGGUACCCCGCCUCAGAAGUUUACAGUGAUCUUUGAUACUGGAAGCUCUAAUCUAUGGGUACCCUCUUCUAAAUGCUACUUCUCGAUUGCGUGUUUCUUCCACUCGAAGUACAAGUCCAGCGAGUCGGAGACAUACCAAAAGAACGGAAAACCUGCUUCAAUUCGGUAUGGGACUGGCGCUAUCUCCGGUUUCUUUAGCAAUGAUGACAUUACAGUCGGUAACUUGGUUGUCAAGAACGAGGAGUUCAUAGAGGCAACAAGCGAGCCCGGCAUCACGUUCAUGAUGGCAAAGUUUGACGGUAUCCUCGGGUUAGGAUUCCAAGAGAUUUCCGUCGGGAAUGCAACUCCAGUUUGGUAUAACAUGGUAAACCAAGGUCUGGUUAAGGAGCCGGUUUUCUCGUUCUGGUUGAACCGAAACACAAUUGACAAAGAAGGCGGUGAGAUUGUCUUUGGAGGCGUCGAUCCGAAGCAUUUCACAGGGCAGCACACUUACGUUCCCGUCACUCAGAGAGGUUACUGGCAGUUCGACAUGGGUGAUGUCCUCAUCGAUGGCAAACCGACUGGAUACUGUGGCAAAGGUUGCUCCGCCAUUGCUGACUCAGGAACUUCUCUGUUGACGGGUCCGACGACGAUCAUCGCGAUGAUCAAUCAAGCUAUCGGAGCGGAGGGAGUCGUCAGCCACGAGUGUAAGACGGUCGUGGAUCAGUACGGGAAAACCAUCCUGAAAUUGCUUCAGGCCGAGGUACACCCGUCGAAGGUUUGCUUCGAGAUGGAUCUCUGCCUUUUUGAUGGCACACGCAGUGUAAGUCCGGACAUUGAGAUGGUCGUGGACAAGAACAAGGACAGAAAAUCCGGCGGUAAGAAAGGAGCGAUGUGCACGGCAUGUGAGAUGGCGGUUGUCUGGAUCCGACACCAGUUGAAACAGAACCACACCGCAGAACGUAUUCUCAACUACGCUGAUCAGCUUUGCAGCCGGAUUCCGACCGCAAACCUACCGUCGGCGGUGGACUGCGGGAAGAUCCCGACGAUGCCUACCGUCUCAUUCACGAUCGGCGGAAAAGCCUUCGAUCUCUCCCCGCAACAUUACAUAUUCAAGGUAGGGGAAGGAGCGGAGGCGCAGUGUACCAGUGGAUUCACCGCCAUGGAUAUCCCUCCACCACAUGGACCUCUCUGGAUACUGGGUGAUAUAUUCAUGGGACCGUAUCAUACGGUGUUCGAUUACGGGAAAGCCAGAGUUGGGUUUGCCAAAGCAGCUUAAAAAGACCAGACGCAACAUAUAUAUAUAUAUCACUGUUUCAUCAUUUGCUUUUGUGUCGGCAUUUGUAUAAACUCUUGUCCAUGAAUCUCCUGCAAAUUCCGUCUUUACAGCAAAGAUUCAAUAAAAAAAAUGAUUCAGAAGAUUCCCUUGGAA
This is a messenger RNA of Tarenaya hassleriana, 1790 nucleotides long. Its product is annotated as aspartic proteinase A3. Gene Ontology annotation, molecular function: aspartic-type endopeptidase activity. The record is from RefSeq and is a predicted model, not a curated record. Bases 114 to 1637 code for a protein of 507 amino acids. NCBI's taxonomy places the organism in Eukaryota, Viridiplantae, Streptophyta, Magnoliopsida, Brassicales, Cleomaceae. Gene Ontology annotation, biological process: lipid metabolic process; proteolysis. The transcript is spliced from 14 exons.